Ceraceosorus bombacis is the source of this 1749-nucleotide messenger RNA. NCBI's taxonomy places the organism in Eukaryota, Fungi, Basidiomycota, Exobasidiomycetes, Ceraceosorales, Ceraceosoraceae. The record is from the annotation of a GenBank genome assembly.
AUGGAGCGCACCUCCAAGCCUUCCGCAUCUGCGCUCGCUUCCAGAAGAGGCAGUGCUCCAUCGCUGAGCAGCAUCCACGUGGAGAAUAAGAGUCGCGCUGUGGACUUGUAUCCUCUGGCUCACGCGCCAAUCUCCCCUGCCCUCAAGAGCGCACUCUCCCAUUCGUACGCUCCGCCAGCAUCGCCGACCAUCUCCCGCAGUCCUUCGACCGUCGGAACCUCUCCAAAACGCCUGCAGUACGUUUGCCCGCCGACGCCGAUUCUGAGAGGCUACAACGCCUCAAAUUGGGGGCUCUUGGCUAUUGUCAAGGUCGACUUCAAUCUUACCGUUACGGUUCUCCACCACCGCUCGCAGACGCUCUUUGCUUGGCCUUUCAACCUCGACCCGGACGGGACAUCCGACUCGGGCAAAGUGUUCAUCACCCCUCGCUCUCCUGACGCAGCUGACGCGCCCCAGCCCCAUCUGAUCAGCGAAAGCCUCAAGCUUGUCGGCGUAGUCCUAGGCAAUUGGAUGCAGAAUCGAAGCCGAUUCGAUGUUCAGACCCGCAUCGCUUCCACUGCACCCGAAGGAUCCACCAGCCCAUCUAGGGACGAAGAUGGCGAAGUCGCUCGCAUACGUCGGGAUCUCGGCUUGAUUCGCCUAACUUGCGAGGAGCGCGCUGCCGCCUUGGCUCGCCAAGAGAUACCUUCCUCUGCUUGGCGUCGUCCAUCUUGCUGCUCUUGUGCCGAAGCUCCCGACUCUCCUCGCCGGGUUGCUUUUGAUGAGAGCCCCAGAAGUCGACCUCGGGAAUCAGCCUUGGGUCUACGAUUUGAUGACGAAGAACCAUUGGAGCUCGUCAAUUCAAGACGACACUCGAUCGAGCCUCACCGCUUGAGGAAGUCUGUCUCCUUUGACGAAAAACGCAACACCACUCUCACUUUUGAAACGCUACCGAUGGAUAAAGCGACGCCGCUGAUGAGGGUCAAGGACGCUCUGAGCUUCCCUUCCACGGCGCCAUUCUUCAAGAGAGACAUCUCGGACCUCGGCGAAACCUCGACGGACGACUCGCGCCGCUCUGUUCCUGCCUCGCCUGCCAGCCCGUCGUCCGUUUCGCCUUCCCUCUCGGAGUUUUCUUGGUCGCCAAAGCACAGCAGAUCCAGCCUUGCUAGCCCAAUCAGCAGCAUUGGAUCUUGCUCGGAGCAGUCGUCAAGCUCUGGGAACUUUGCAGUAUCUUCAAUGUCGCCCUUGGCACGCCCGCAGUCGCCGACUCAUAUCGAUGAUGGUCACGACCUCCUCACCUUUUCAAGAGCAUCUCGUCGACUGCCGACCGAGGAUGUCGAUCUCUGCCUCGUUGCGACACUGCCUUACAAAGCAUCCAGCACCAAGUGCGUUCACGCUAAAGCGCUCCUGCGUGAGGAACAGCACAUCACGCGCGCACUGCGACAUUCGCUCACUCUCUCGAAGAUGGCAUCUGACAGUAGAGUCGAGAACGCUUCGACUGCAGUCCUGUCUCCCGCGCUGCUGCAUUCUGCAGAGCUUGCUAGGUGCAAGGAAAUCAGCACCUCACUGGCUGCCUCUCCGAUGCCCAUCAGUCCCACCCGAGGCAGAACUCUGCAAGCUCGAGCAUCGAGCAUCGAGCGUAUCUCUGCGACCGAGUCCCAUCACCAGCCGUGCCUGACAUGCGUCAUUGCACCCUUUACUACAAGCGCAUUCGUGAUCCUCUUUCUCCUUGUUCUCCGUCAUCAGAAGCAUCCCACUCGUCACGCCUAA